UUUUUUGUUUCGGGGCGUGGCGAAGAAGCUAAUACAGGUGAUAGAAGUGUUAUAUUGCGCAGGAGAACGCGCUUUAAGUGCUUAAAAUGGUCGAUAUUUGUAUUACUUUAAGAGUUUAUUUGAGUAUUCACACGGGAGGAAACGCCCACUAAGCUCUGGGCGGCUCGCUGGGAUUUAUGUACGGGUUCAUACAGCGCUUUGGGAAGUAGCCAACCUAGUUUGUGAACCCAAAGAUGGCUGACAAAGUGAAAAUGCUGGGCCUCUUUUUUGACAACGACCAGGGGAAAGGGUACAGUUCUGGGGAGGUUGUGUCUGGACACAUCCUCAUAGACCUUUCUGUACCUAUUCAAAUCACAGCCAUCAGACUGCACGUCACAGGAUGUGCCCGAGUGGGUUGGAUUGAUGGAUCACAAAUCCGAACUUUAGGUGCUUUUAGCUUAGUCUCUACUCCUUCAUCUUUAUUUCAGUGUGCUGAAGAGAGGGAAUACCUCUGUCUGUCAAAAACACUUCUGGAAGCAACAGCAGAUAAUGAUGGACUCAUGCUUGAAGAAGGGCGGCACGAGAUUCCCUUUGAAUUGGAACUACCUCAAAGACACCUUGUGUCCUCUUUUACUGGAAAGCAUGGCAGUGUUUGCUAUUUGGUCAAGGCUGUUCUGCAAAGGCCAAACCACCACGAUCAACAUGUAUGCAGAGAGCUCCCUAUCAUCAGCCAUGUUGAUGUCAAUUCUCCAGAAUUGGUGUGCCCUGUUUCAGAAAACAAUGAGAAGAUGGUUGGCCGUUGGAUCCUUGCUUCAGGUCCUGUCUCCCUGAAAGUCAACAUAGAACGUACAGGUUACAAUAAUGGAGAGUUAGUUCCAAUCUAUGCAGAAAUUGAGAACUGCUCCUCUCGACUUGUCAUGCCUAAGGCGGUAAUAUACCAGAUCCAGACCUACAAAGCCAAAGGAAAGACUAUAAGCUGUAAGCAGGUAGUGGCCAGUGUGAGAGGUAAUCACGUCCCGUCUGGCUGCUCCGUCACAUGGAACGGAAAAACACUGAAGAUACCGCCAGUCUCUCCUUCCAUCCUUAAUUCUGACAUCCUGAGAGUGGAAUACUCGCUAGCUGUUAUAGUUCAGAUACCAGGUGCCAAGAAACUGAAGGUGGAGUUUCCCGUCGUGAUUGGCACUACUCCCUACAAUGACUUUGCCAGCCGCAGCCUUAGCAUGAUCAGUGGAUUCAGCACCGGCUGGCUCCCUCUCACCCUUCCAGACACACCUGAAGCUCCUCCAAACUAUGCAGAUGUUGUGCCACAAGAGGAGUUUGAGCAGCACCGCCCACCUGUUUCACCUUCUCAGCAGUCAGAAGAACUGGAGAGGCAGCCAGCCAGCCAAACCUUUUCUUACAUUCAUGAGUUUCGCUUCCGUCCACCUCCACUGUACUCAGAGAUUGACCCAAACCCAAUGGAAUAUCAGACAGUGUUUUCUGUCUGAGGGAGGUACCAAACACAUGGAUGCCAAGGACAUUUUAUGUAUUGCUGUUCCUUAUUUGAAGGAGACCAAAGUAAAAACAUCACUUAUUUGGAUUAAUGGAGACUCGGAUGCUGGGAACACAUUAUGUAGACCCAUCUGAUAGACCAUCUAAAAGAGUAUAUUAGAUUUGGAUUAGAUUUACCAAGAGGGAUGUAUUCUGUAACCAGUAACUGUGUAUGUACAGUAUGUUUACAGUAGCUAUAGCAGUCUAUAGUGCCUGUGGGCUGUGAAAGAUCAUUGAAAAACACACACACACACACAAACAACAAAAGCUUGGGUACCUGUUUACAUUUUGAAUUGUUCUAGAGUGUGUGACUAGAGUGACUGUUGCUGUCAUUGACAAAGAACAAAACCUCUGUUUACUUUGUUACUACUCUUUCCUUUGAAUACCUGCUGUGAGAACAUAUACAGUGCAACAGUGCUGUUCUCUGAAUACAUGCACUAAAUCAAAAAGCACUUUACAUGUAUAUGGGCUUUACAUUGAUUUGAUUGAUAAGCCCUUUGCACUUGGAUUUAACUGCUGCUCAACACUACUUUUAGUUCCACUUUAUCCAAUCUGAUGUUAAAAUGUUCUGAUUAUGACUUCACUCACAGUGCCUUGCUGAUCUCAGAAAGUAUAAAUACCACCAGCUAUGUGAAUUUGUAGUUCUCAGAAUUCUGUUGGUCACAUUCAUAAACUUGGUUCACUACAAAACUAGCCACAAUUUGCUAAGAAUAAUGAGCUAAUAAUGUUUACAUAACUGCUAAACUUGAGUGCAGGUAUGUAUUGAAUAAAUGUUGCUACACCUCAUAAGCUCUUAAUAACUUAAAUAUAAAUAACUCUUAAUUAACUUAAUUGCCAUUAUGCCGAAAUACUGAAAUGUGAACAAAUGUCUUGUUCUUAUUUUGGAAAAAAUGUGAACCCAAAGGGAAUUUUGUUUGGUUUGUAAAAGUAUUUUUGUAAAAUAUUGUUUUCAGUAAAGCGACAAAAUAUUUUCACAUGCACAAAUGUAUUUGCAUAUUUAUUUAUUUUUUUGUGUGUAAAUGCAUGCUCACUUCCACCUUAAAUUCCACCUUAAAUGUGUCAGCUCGACCAGCUGUUCCAAAACAAGCCAUAGUAUUUGAGAAGCUUACGUUAACAAGUUCUGUUUUAUUAUUUCAAUCAAUACUAGUAAAAUAGUAAAUAUAUAUCUAACUCAUGUUUUCUCAAGGUUUCUGUUCCACCAGAACAGAAACCAGUUUGUUUUUCAAUAAUAAAUUUAAUGUAUUUAAA
Molecule: messenger RNA, 2757 nt
Organism: Astyanax mexicanus (Mexican tetra)
Lineage: Eukaryota; Metazoa; Chordata; Actinopteri; Characiformes; Acestrorhamphidae
Product: arrestin domain-containing protein 4
Exons: 9
Coding region: 234-1466 (410 amino acids)
Biological process (GO): protein transport
Cellular component (GO): cytoplasm; plasma membrane
Molecular function (GO): ubiquitin-like ligase-substrate adaptor activity
Source: RefSeq, a predicted model, not a curated record